This is a messenger RNA of Acyrthosiphon pisum (pea aphid), 2310 nucleotides long. Its product is annotated as zinc finger MYM-type protein 1-like. The transcript has 3 exons. The coding region runs from base 25 to 2310 and encodes 761 amino acids. The record is from RefSeq and is a predicted model, not a curated record. Lineage: Eukaryota; Metazoa; Arthropoda; Insecta; Hemiptera; Aphididae. Gene Ontology annotation, molecular function: protein dimerization activity.
CACGCCGUUAGAAAUAACAUCAAAAUGGACAUUCGAACGUUUUUCAAAAAACCACGGCUAGAAAAUGAUGAGAUAGAAAAUAGUUUUAAUAACCAGUCACAACCAACUGAACCAGCGAGAAAUGCAUCUCCAGAAACAAAUGUAUCAGUGUCACUUCCAGAGAUUGUGCACCAACAUGACAUAGGAUUAUAUGUGAAUAAACCUGCAACUGAAACUAUUGACUUGUUUCCGGGACUUCAAAAUUUGAUUUGGACUCCUCCAGAAGACUAUAAAUUUCCUGUUUCCGAAAAAAGAAAUUUAAAAUUUCAAAGAAGUUGGUUGCUUAAAUAUAAAUGGUUGGCUUAUUCAGCAAUUAUGAAUGGCGUAUUUUGUAAGUAUUGUGUGUUGUUUUCUGUCGGAGGUGGAGGAAUUGGACAUCAAAAGUUGGGACUGUUAGUUAAAAAACCGUUUACAAACUGGAAAAAAGCUUUAGAAUCAUUUAGUUACCAUAACUCACUAGAGUAUCAUAAAACUUCAUUAUUAAAAUCAAAUAUGAGAGCAGAAAUUGAUAACCAAAACAUUUUACCAGUUGAUUUACAAAUUUCGGAACAACAAUUAAAUUUCAUUAAUGAAAGUAAAAAAUGUUUGAUUCCUAUAAUCGAAACUUUAAUAUUAUGUGGCCGGCAGGGUUUGGCCCUUCGUGGUUCAAAUGAUUCAGGGAGAAUAACCUCCGAAGAACCUUUAACUAACGAUGGUAAUUUUCGGGCUCUUUUAAGAUAUCGAGCAAAAACUGACGAUCAGCUUAAUACUUUUUUGCAAAAUUCCUCAAAAAAUGCCAUGUAUAUAAGUAACCGUAUACAAAACGAAUUUAUUGUCAUAUUUCAUAAUUUAAUUCAAAAACAGAUUAUUGAACGAGUCAAUAAAUCUCAAGCUUUUUCAGUAACAGCAGAUGAAACUGCCGAUAUUGCUGGCAUAGAACAAGUCUCAAUAUGUGUAAGGUAUUUAAAUAAUGAUGACGCUAAAUUAAAAAUACGUGAAGAUUUUUUAUGCUUUGUACCUGUAGCAGAUGUAACUGGGAAAGGUUUAUCAAAUGUUAUUUUGGAUUUCCUUGAAUAUUCUGGAAUUGACUGUGCGUAUUUAUUUGGACAAGGGUAUGACGGGGCUAGUACUAUGAGUGGUGAAUUUCACGGAGUUCAAGCGUAUAUCAGAGAAAAGUAUCAUUUAGCUCUCUACUCACACUGUGCUGCCCAUAGUUUCAAUUUGGCAGUUAGUGCCGCAUGUAGUAUCCCCCAAAUUAGAAACUGUCUUGGUACAGUCCAAUCUAUUUACAACUUUUUUAAUACACCAAAACGACAAAUUGCACUUCAUGAUGCAAUACAAAAUAAUGAAACUUUGUUACAAGAAAAGAAAAAAAACUUAAAAAAUACUGCGCAACAAGAAAACAUUUCAAGUACUUGGACAGAUUCAAAAACAACAUCCGGAUCUUUUCAACUCCUUUCAGCAAUAAAAACCUUAGAGUUUCAAGUAUCAAUUCACGUUUUGCAUUCAGUACAUGCAUUGGCUUUAUCAUUGAGUAGAGUUUUACAAACAGAAAAUCAAGAUUUGGUUGAGGCUGUUAAGUUAGCAGAUGCAGCAAAACACGAACUUGAAGAAAGAAGACAAUAUUCUACAGAAAACUUCAACAAAAUUUUUGUGACUGUAGAAGAUAUUUGUAAGAAGUACAAUAUACCUGUGACUAAACCAAGACUCGUAUCACGCCAAACUAACCGUUCUAACAUUAUAACAGACUCCGUAGCAGAUUAUUAUAAAAUUAUUAUUUACAUACCAUAUCAUGAUUUAUUUAUCACUCAUCUUCAAGAUCGCUUCCUCAAACAUCGAAAUAUUUUGUCCAAUUUCUCAUGUCUUUUUCCUAUUGAAACUACAUCUUUAGACAAAGUUGCUUGUAAAACGUUGUUUGAAACCUACAGUUCAAUUUUACACGACGAUUCCCCAGAAAUUUGGAUAAGUGAGGUAGAAAUUUGGCGACGACGACUAGUUGGUAAAAAUAUUCGAAAUGCCCUUGAUGCCCUUGAUAUUUGUAAUGCAGAUGCAUUUCCAAAUGUCCAUAAAAUGUUACGUGUAAUGUCAGUUUUGCCUGUGACUACAACGACUAAUGAAAGGUCAUUUUCUACAUUACGUCGGCUGAAAACUUACCUACGAUCAACAAUGGGCGAAGAUCGCUUAAAUGGACUGGCAUCAUUGAAUAUACAUCGAGAUAUAAACGUGGACAUAAAUCAAGCACUGAAUCAAUUCUUUUCUGUCCCUCGUCGAGUUAAUUUAUUAAAAAAAUGA